Molecule: messenger RNA, 7005 nt
Organism: Plasmodium inui San Antonio 1
Lineage: Eukaryota; Apicomplexa; Aconoidasida; Haemosporida; Plasmodiidae
Product: DNA-directed RNA polymerase II subunit RPB1
Exons: 2
Coding region: 1-7005 (2334 amino acids)
Biological process (GO): DNA-templated transcription
Cellular component (GO): RNA polymerase II, core complex
Molecular function (GO): DNA binding
Source: RefSeq, a predicted model, not a curated record
AUGACGGUCGACCUGAACGUGCCCUACUCGGCGUGCGAGCUGAAGAGGGUCAAACGCCUCGAGUUGGGUGUGCUGGAUCCAGAAAUUAUCAAAAAAAUAGGCGUGUGCGAAAUUGUAAAUAUAGACCUAUACAAAGAUGGGCUGCCAAGGGAAGGAGGUCUAAACGACAUUCGCAUGGGGACCAUAGACUACAAGACAUUAUGUGGGACGUGUAACAUGAACGUGAAAUAUUGCCCCGGCCACUUUGGCUACAUCGAACUGGCGAAACCAAUGUAUCAUUACGGCUUUAUGAAUGUCGUCUUGAAUGUAUUAAGAUGCGUCUGCUACCACUGUGGCAGAUUAUUGUGUAAUACGAGCAAUUCGAAGGUAAAAUAUAUCGAAAAAAUCAAAGUGAAUAGUUUGCGACUGAAGAGAUUGUCAGAGGUGUGCCAAACAAUCAAAGUAUGUGAUCAUUCCUCACCACAAGAAGAAGAUACUCUACACCUGAAUGAAAACGCAGUGGAUAAUUUUUACAAUAACAAUUUGAGUAACUUAAACGUGAAUCAGCAAAUGCUUUUAAACCCUAACAGUUACAGUAACAUCUUCGAAAUGGUAAAUAAAGAAGACGUCGACUGUGGCUGUGUGCAGCCCAAGUACUCAAGGGAAGGACCAAAUAUGUUCAUUCAGUUUUUACACUCCAGUGAUGAAGACAUAGAUGAGAGUAAGCGAAAAUUAAGUGCAGAAGAAGCCCUAGAAAUUUUGAAGAAAAUUAGGAAGGAAGAAAUGCCCAUUCUUGGAUUCAAUUCGGAUAGAUGCAUCCCCGCGUCGUUAAUUUUGACAUUUAUUCCCAUCCCUCCUCCUUGUGCGAGGCCCUACGUACAAUAUGGUAAUCAGAGGAGUGAAGACGACCUGACAUUGAAACUUCUAGACAUUGUAAAAACGAACAUUCAGUUGAAGAGACAAACGGAUAGGGGGGCUAAAUCACACGUGCUCCAGGAUUUGUGUGCCCUCUUACAGUUUCACAUUACCACCUUGUUCGAUAAUGACAUUCCGGGGAUGCCCAUAGCGACGACACGUUCGAAGAAGCCAAUUAAAGCCAUACGGACGAGGUUGAAGGGGAAGGAAGGAAGGCUCCGAGGAAAUUUAAUGGGAAAACGUGUAGACUUUUCAGCCAGAACAGUAAUUACAGGAGAUCCCAAUUUAAACAUUGACUACAUAGGAGUGCCAAAAUCAGUCGCCAUGACGUUAACAUUCUGCGAAACGGUGACUCCACUCAAUUACGAUGAUUUGAAAAAGCUCGUCGAAAGAGGUCCAUACGAAUGGCCAGGAGCGAAAUAUAUCAUCAGGGACAACGGAACCAAGUAUGAUCUCAGACAUGUAAGAAAAAAUUCAGAAAGAGAAUUAGAAUAUGGUUACAAAGUGGAGCGACAUAUGACGGACGAAGAUUAUAUCCUCUUCAAUCGACAACCUUCUCUUCACAAAAUGAGUAUCAUGGGACAUAAGGCAAAAAUAUUGCCCUACUCGACGUUCAGGCUAAACUUAGCUGUUACUUCUCCGUACAAUGCCGAUUUUGAUGGGGAUGAAAUGAAUCUGCACCUUGCGCAGUCGCAUGAGACUAGAUCCGAAAUUAAGCACCUCAUGAUUGUGCAGAAGCAGAUCGUAUCUCCGCAGGGAAACAAACCCGUUAUGGGAAUUGUGCAGGAUUCCCUCUUGGCCAUAAGAAAAUUUACCAGGCGAGAUAACUUUCUCACAAAGGAAGAAGUGAUGUCUUUGCUCAUUUGGAUCCCCUACUGGAACCAUGUGAUACCUACUCCUGCCAUUAUGAAGCCGAAGGCCCUGUGGACAGGAAAGCAAAUUUUCUCUAUGCUUCUCCAGUUUGAAGAUUUAGAAAGGCUCAAUGACCCGUUAGGCAAUGCCAACAUGAUGAUAGGAGGAGGGGGAGGGGCUACCCACGGUAGCGGGUUCAGAAUAGAAGACGAAAUGGGCCGAGCAAACAACACUAGUGGUGCACACCUACACCCCCAUAGCCCCUUAGCCAUUGGAGACACACUAAACAGUAACGUAAAAAAUCAAUUCAUUGGAAACGAAGUGACUGGCACGAAUGGCCCAGAUGGCAUAUUCAAAGGAGUAAGCGGAUGGAGGAGGAAUGUAAAAAUCAACCUGAUGAGGGAUUCCUCCACCUCGUGUAAGGAUGACAAUCCGUACUGCUCCAUCAACGAUGGAAAAGUGAUCAUAAAGAAUAACGAGCUCUUGUGUGGAAUCAUAUGCAAACGUACAGUGGGUUCUUCUAGCGGAUCGUUGAUUCACAUUCUGUGGCAUGAAAUGGGUCCAGAUAAAACCAAAGAUUUCAUUUCGGCCCUGCAGAAGGUCACCAACAACUGGUUAGAAUACGUCGGAUUCACCGUGAGCUGCUCAGACAUCAUAGCUAGUAAUAAGGUCCUCGAUAAGGUAAAAGAUAUUCUAAGUAAGUCGAAAAAGGAGGUAUCCAAAAUUGUGAAGAAGGCGCAGAGAGGAGAAUUGGAAUGCCAACCGGGAAAAUCCCUCUACGAAUCUUUCGAAACCAGAGUAAAUAACGAACUAAACUGUGCACGUGAAAUGGCAGGAAAAGUGGCCUCAGAAAGCUUAGAUGAAAGAAACAACAUCUUCAGCAUGGUGGCUAGUGGAUCCAAGGGAUCCAUCAUCAAUAUUUCUCAAAUCAUAUCUUGUGUGGGUCAACAAAAUGUCGAGGGGAAGAGAAUUCCCUUUGGAUUUAACCACAGAUCCUUACCCCAUUUUAUUAAAUUUGAUUACGGUCCAGAAAGUAGAGGUUUUGUGUCGAACUCUUACUUAAGUGGACUCACCCCACAGGAAGUCUUCUUUCAUGCCAUGGGAGGAAGAGAAGGUAUCAUCGAUACGGCCUGCAAGACGUCCGAAACGGGUUACAUACAAAGGAGACUAAUCAAAGCGAUGGAAGAUGUUAUGGUGCAGUACGAUCGAACCGUUAGGAACUCCUAUGGAGAUAUUAUUCAGUUUCUCUAUGGGGAGGAUGGAAUGGCUGGAGAGUAUAUAGAAGAUCAAAUUAUCGAUCUGAUGAAGCUAGACAAUAAGGAAGUGAAAAAAUUGUACAAAUACAACUUUGACGACGAUGAAGAUGACAAUCAUGACGACCGUUACGGGAAGGACUUCUACCUAGACAGGGGACAAAACAGGAAAAACUCCUACAUUGACUAUAACAAGCAGAAUGUACUGAAUCAGGAAUUUCAAGAGCUUCUAAGGUGUAAAAAUAACAUUUGCAAGGAAAUAUUCCCCGAUGGGGAUGUAAGGCAGCACUUACCCAUCAACAUGAAUCGACUUAUCGAAUUCGCCAAAUCGCAGUUCCCGUUUGUUCCUGUUGUUGGUAGCAAAGUGAAGGAUCCCAUUAGUGCUAAUAGGAUGAGGCCUAAGAUGAGCAGCACCCAGAGGAGGCGCAAGAAGGGGAAGAAGGCCCGUCCACGGGCUGAGAGGAAAGCCACUGCUGACGUGGCGUUGGAAGACCCGAACGAAGAACUGCGGAACAGCGAAUUCAUGUCGGAGAUUAAGAAGGAGUACGAGACGAACGAUCUCGCCAGCGCCAUGAAGGGGCAAGGAACGUACAGUGGCUUCGAGCCCUUCGACGAAGAUCUCGCGGAAGGGACGCGUCGCGACGGCAGCGACGAGGGAAGCGCUGACGAAGAUGAGGAGGAAGCUAGCCACAGCGACAGUGGUGUGGAGAGCGACGGCGAAAGCCACGGCGAGGACCGAUCCUUCGUCAACCCCGUAGACAUCGUGCACAAAGUCAACCGCUUUCUAGAAAAGCUAGUCAUUAUCAAACAGAUCAACAGCAACGACACUCUCUCGCUGGAGGCCCAGAACAACGCCACGGUGCUGCUGAAAGCCCACUUGCGAACCUACUUAAAUUCGAAGCUCUUGAUUCAGACCCAUAAGAUCAGUAUGAAGGGAAUCGACUGGCUUCUGCAAGAAAUUGAAAAGAACUUCUACAAAUCGUUAUGCCACCCUGGAGAAUGCGUAGGCGCCUUGGCAGCGCAGUCGAUUGGAGAGCCCGCAACGCAGAUGACGCUGAAUACAUUUCACUUCGCCGGAGUGGGAUCCAAAAACGUAACCUUAGGUGUGCCAAGAUUGAAGGAGUUAAUUAAUAUUGUGAAGAAUGUCAAGACUCCCUCCACGACCAUCUAUCUGGACGAUGUCGUAUCCAAUGAUCAGCAGAAAGCCAAAGAUAUAUUAACCAAACUAGAAUACACAACCCUGAAGCAACUAACAUCGCAUGCACAGAUUAUUUACGACCCGAAUACCACGACUACCAUCCUAGAAGAAGACAAAAUGUGGGUAGACGAGUUUUAUGAAUUCCCAGAUGAGGAUGAUACACAGUAUACUCUAGGAGAAUGGGUUCUACGGAUUCAGCUAACCAAUAUUCACGUGAAUGAGAAGAAGCUCACCAUGAAGGAAAUUGUCUACAUCAUUUAUUCAGUCUUCUCCAGUGACGAGUUAGACAUCAUCUACACGGAUGAUAACUCGGAAGACCUUAUUCUAAGAAUUAGGGUUAAAUACCUAAAUGGGGAGUACAACUUUCUCAAUGACGAUGCGGAGCAGGCCCAGGAGGAUGAGUACGAAGAGGAGGAAGAGGAGGAGGAGGAAGAAGAAAACUACAACAACAUUGGAAAGACCUUCAAGACGAAGAAGAACGUCGAUGCGGAUGACAAUCAGGCGACGCAGAACAGGAAAAAUGAUAAAGACGACAACCAAAGCGUCAGCAGCAGUCGCUCGAGGCAGAACAGCGUAAACAGUGAAAACCGAUUUGGCAGCGCGACUGGAAGCGCGAGCGGCACCCACAUGGACGAUGGUGAUGGAAUGGGGAACCACAAUCGGGACGAAGCAGUGGGGAAAGAUAAAACGAGUAAGGACAAAAGCGCGGCGAAAAUGAAAAAACUGAAGGAGGAAAGUGCCAACCGAACGGAUAGCAACUAUGUUGAGGGAUACGAAGAAACGGACUUGUUCGCCAAAGGGGAAGGCAGAAGUGGGGUUGGAAGUGGAAUUGGAAGUGGUCUGGUAAACGGCCUUGGAAGUGGAAAGAGCUCCGGCACAGCGGAGGACAUGUUCGGGAAGGCCAACUCAAAACACGCAGAAGAAGAUGCACACACCACGAAGGGGAGAAACAACAUCAGUGGCCCCAACGUGGGUGGGGGGGGUAUCACGAGCGGAAACGCUCCCAAUGCAAAUAAUACAAGCAGUGUAGAUAGGAACAGCAUGCGGAACGUAAAUAAUUUGAGCAACCCGAUUUAUAUGAAGGAGGACACAGAAGAUACAUUUUUAAAAAAGCUGAUGGAACAAUGUCUGUCGACACUGAAGUUAAGAGGAAUAGAAAAUAUUACCAAAGUGUACAUGAGAGAAGAGUCGAAAAUAACGUACGAUUCCAACAAUGGCAAGUUUGUGAGGAGUUCUCAUUGGGUGUUAGACACAGAUGGAUGUAACCUGGAGCAUAUCUUCUGUGCUUCCCAUGUGGAUUAUAAAAAGACCGUUUCAAAUGACAUAGUGGAAAUAUUCGAAGUGUUAGGAAUCGAGGCCGUGAGAAGAGCUCUUCUAAAAGAAUUGAGGACGGUCAUUUCAUUUGAUAGCUCAUAUGUUAACUACAGGCAUUUGUCCAUCCUCUGUGACGUCAUGACUCAGAGAGGGUAUCUCAUGUCCAUAACGAGACAUGGUAUCAAUCGAGUCGAUAGAGGACCACUAGUCAAGUGUAGCUUUGAAGAAACGGUGGAAAUACUCCUAGAAGCAGCUGCCUUUGCACAGGUAGAUAACCUCAAAGGAAUAACGGAGAAUAUCAUGCUGGGUCAGUUAUGCAAAAUAGGAACAGGCGUUUUUGAUAUCAUUAUAGACAACCAAAAGUUGAGUGAUGCAAAUCAGAAUUUAGAGACCAUGAUGGAUAUUACCAGUGCUGGGUUUACUACUCCAGAUAGUCACCAUGGAAUCACUCCAGAUGGAUUGCAAUCUCCGGUAGCAAUCAACACGCUAAAUUCUCCCCUUCCCUUCUCUCCAACGUAUAACGUUAAUCUGUUGUCCCCCACAGCUCCUCUCGGCAGUGUCAACGGGAUUUUAUCCCCCCAGUGUCUGCAGGAUUAUGGCGAUGCGAAUAGUGGUGGUAUGGGUGGUAGUGGCGGUGAGAAUAUUAUGUCCCCAUCCAAAAAUGACUUCAACAAUUUAGACACGCUAAAAUUAGGGGGCAAAUUCUCACCUACUCAAUCACCCAGGUCACCAACAUCAGUGAUCCAUUCCCCCUUCUCCCCUUUUGAUAAUCAUAACCAGCAAGCACUCGAUCCCAGCAUGUUAUUCUCGCCAAAGAAUAACAACAGCGGAGGCAUCAGCGGCAGUAGUAACAGCAUGAGCAUGAUGAAUUAUAAUAUCUUCUCCCCCAAGGCAAAUUUGAAUAGCAUACAAUCGCCUGCCAUGCUGUACUCUCCUAAUCGCGCCUUAGAUAUAUUUUCCCCCAAGCAGCAGACACAGAACAAUAUUUACUCCCCUUCCUACUCGCCCACCUCCCCCACUUACCACUUGUCUAACAAUGCCAAUGCUGGUGGCUCCUCCGGUCUGAAUGGCACAAAGGCUUUCUACUCGCCAACGUCUCCAACAAAUCAGGUGGACGACAUGAACCCCAAUAUGAUGAAGUACCACAGCGUCGUUUCCCCCGUCUACUCAUACUCUCCCACGUCGCCUGUUCCGAACAACCCCAAUAGUCCUCACUACUCGCCCUAUGCUAUAGCGUCUCCUAAAUUUUCGCCCACUUCCCCUGCAUACUCCAUCUCCUCCCCUGUGUAUGACCGAAGCAGCAACGCCAGGAAUAAGAGCCAGCACGCCCUCUCCCCGGCGUACAUUCUGCAGUCACCGGUGCAGGUGAAGCAGCACAUCCAGGACGUCAGCAUCUUUUCGCCCAUCCAGCAAGCCAAUGCCGACGAGGCGCAGAACGACGACCCCUUCUCACCGAUGCCCUACAACAUGGAGGAGGACGAAAUGGAGCAGUGA